AUGAGCCAGAGCACCGUGGUGUUGGGCACAGAUGGGAUCGCUUCUGUCCUGCCUGGCAGUGGUGGGGUGACAGAGCAACCGGAGGAAGAUGAAGGGGACGAAAAUAAAGCCCGAGGAAACUGGUCUAGCAAGCUGGACUUCAUCCUCUCCAUGGUGGGUUAUGCAGUUGGGCUGGGAAAUGUCUGGCGGUUCCCGUACCUGGCCUUUAAGAAUGGGGGAGGUGCAUUUCUUAUCCCCUAUUUGACCAUGUUGGCCCUGGCUGGGCUCCCUAUCUUUUUCUUGGAGGUUUCUCUGGGGCAGUUUGCUAGUCAGGGACCUGUGUCUGUUUGGAAAGCCAUCCCCGCCUUGCAAGGCUGUGGCAUUGCUAUGCUAAUUAUCUCUGUCCUAAUAGCCAUAUAUUAUAACAUUAUAUUGUCCUACACACUUUUCUAUCUUUUUGCAUCCCUUGUCCGUGUGUUACCUUGGGCUUCCUGUAACAAUCCAUGGAACACACCAGAUUGUAGAGAUAAAAACAAACUUAUGUUAGAUUCCUGCAUCAUUGGUGACCACCCCAAAUUACAAAUAAAGAACUCUACUUUCUGUAUGAGUGCCUAUCCAAACUUGACAAUGGUAAACUAUACCAGCCAUGCCAACAAAACCUUUGUCAGUGGCAGUGAAGAGUACUUCAAAUACUUUGUGUUGAAGAUUUCUGCAGGAAUUGAAUAUCCGGGUGAAAUUCGGUGGCCUUUGGCACUGUCUCUCUUUCUAGCUUGGGCAAUCGUCUAUGCCUCCCUGGCUAAAGGAAUAAAGACAUCAGGAAAAGUGGUGUACUUUACGGCUACUUUCCCUUACGUAGUGCUUAUCAUCUUACUCAUCAGAGGAGUAACUCUGCCCGGCGCUGGUGCUGGAAUCUGGUACUUCAUCACACCUAAGUGGGAGAAACUGAGUGAUGCUAUGGUAUGGAAAGAUGCUGCCACUCAAAUAUUUUUCUCUCUGUCUGCUGCAUGGGGCGGCCUGAUUACUCUGUCUUCCUAUAAUAAAUUUCAUAACAACCUUUACAGGGACACCUUGAUAGUAACUUGCACCAACAGUGCCACAAGUAUAUUUGCAGGCUUUGUCAUCUUUUCAGUUAUUGGCUUCAUGGCAAAUGAGCUCAAAGUAGACAUUGAAGAUGUUGCAGACCAAGGUCCUGGAAUUGCCUUUGUGGUAUAUCCUGAAGCCUUGACUAGGCUUCCUCUUUCACCAUUCUGGGCUAUAAUCUUCUUCUUGAUGCUUCUAACACUUGGCUUGGAUACCAUGUUUGCCACGAUUGAGACGAUAGUGACGUCAGUUUCAGAUGAGUUCCCAAAGUACUUGCGUACUCACAAGCCCCUGUUCACUCUCGUAUGCUGUGCUGCCUUUUUCAUCAUGGGCUUUCCUAUGAUCACUCAGGGUGGGAUGUACAUGUUGCAGCUCGUGGACACCUAUGCAGCAUCUUACUCUCUUGUUAUAAUAGCCAUCUUUGAACUUGUCGGCAUUUCAUACAUUUAUGGCUUGCAAAGAUUUUGUGAAGACAUAGAGAUGAUGAUUGGAUUCCAGCCAAACAUAUUCUGGAGAGUCUGUUGGGCUUUUGUGACACCGACUAUUUUAACAUUCAUCCUUUCCUUCAGCUUCUACCAGUGGGAACCGAUGACUUACGGCAGCUACCACUAUCCAGGCUGGUCUAUGGUACUAGGAUGGUUGAUGCUGGCUUGUUCUGUUAUCUGGAUACCCAUUAUGUUUGUGAUCAAAAUGCACAUAGCUCCUGGCAAAUUUAUUGAGAGGCUCAAGUUGGUGUGCUCUCCUCAGCCGGAUUGGGGCCCAUUUUUGGCUAAACACCGUGGUAACCGUUAUCAGAAUAUGAUAGACCCACUGGGAACGUCUUCCCUUGGACUUAAGCUGUCACCGAAAGAGUUUGAACUGGGGACACAAUGCUAA
This is a messenger RNA of Varanus komodoensis (Komodo dragon), 1935 nucleotides long. RefSeq names its product solute carrier family 6 member 5 (gene SLC6A5). The transcript has 16 exons. Gene Ontology annotation, biological process: synaptic transmission, glycinergic; sodium ion transmembrane transport; glycine import across plasma membrane. The coding region runs from base 1 to 1935 and encodes 644 amino acids. Gene Ontology annotation, molecular function: glycine:sodium symporter activity. Lineage: Eukaryota; Metazoa; Chordata; Lepidosauria; Squamata; Varanidae. Gene Ontology annotation, cellular component: membrane. The record is from RefSeq and is a predicted model, not a curated record.